AUGGGGAGCAGAGCUGCCCACAAUUGGAAGAGACGGCCUGCCGUCUGCAAGAAGCUCGAUCUGCCGAGUCAAGCCCUUCAGAGCCUCUUGCUUAGGGCUUGCUCAGGCAGAAAUUGCUCGAGAAGCUGCGGCCUUGGGAUAUGCCAGAAAGUGUGCGUCGGCCAUUCGGUUCGACCUGCUGUCUCUGUGCUGAGGUACGGCAAAGGCAAGGGCAAAGGCCAAAGCAAAGCAGAUCGGAAGACAGGCCUUGACGGUGGUAGGCAGAGGAGUAGAUUCUCGAAAGGGAGCUGCAUCGGGCUUUUCAGGUGGGAAGCAUGCGGCCGGGGACAAAGAAGGAAGUGGCAAGCCGCUAGGCUGCCGCCUGUGCGCAGCACUUUGUGGGCUGGCUGCCCUGUCCUGCUGAUUGCCCCUGGCGGUUAUGUGAGCCGGAAGACUCGCCGUCGGGCAGCUAGAUUGGAUUGGCAUAAACUGGCUACUCGCACGGAUGAAGUCUUGGAGGCCGUCUCCAACCAUGCGCCAUCCUCGCAGGAAGUCGAAGCCGUUCGCUCCGAAAUUGCGAACGUGGCAGAACUGAAGGUUGCCGCAGCCGAGUUGCGAAAGGAAGUGGAUGCACGCCAUGCAAAAGUGAGCUGGUAUGAAGAACUCUUUCAGGCUACCCGCCUGGCAAAGCUAACAGGUGCCAAGGUGCCUGAUGUAGACUGGACAUUGAUAGCUGAUCGCAUCAACAAGCGCUUCAAGUACAAGCCUGGCAAGGAUGCAUUCUGUCCUGCCCACUACUUUACAUAUGAGGACUGGUUCUUAAGGGCACUGUCGCCAGCAACACUUGAGCGAUGUCUGUCCCAAGCAGCCUUGGCGGAAGUUUGCUCGCCUGUGCAGGGAAAGGCAUGGGAACAGGUGCCCAGCGGUGAAAUGUCAUUGAAGAUCUCGGUCAUCGCAGUUUCGGAGCUACUGCAAGUGUUGGAUGGGAAGCAUCUGGUGCAGCUGCGGUUGCGCUGGCCAGAUUACCACCGGGUUCAUAGCCCGGUGGAUGGCAAGAUCUUAGCCAUAGACUGCUACCAGAAGGACGAGCUCUUCCCUGGGGCUGAAUCUUUGACAGUUUUUUCCUUCAGCACGCCCUUCGGGUUGGUGCGCUUGCUGUGUAUCGGCGAAUGGUCGGUCCAAAGUUUCGUGGCGCUCGGCAAAAUCGGGGACCAGGUGGCAAAGAUGGACGAACUUGGCCAUUUCGACCUUGGCUCGCAGGUCAUUCUGUCACUACCAGACGGAAUGGACGUUUGUUUGGAGGGAUCCCCAAAGCUUUUUCCUGGUGAUCCGAUCGCUGUCGUGCGCAGUCACAGCGAGAAAAAAGCCGUGCCGACAUUGGGCCGAGGGAGGCCGACGCCGUGCUCGACAUUCGGCGGCCAAAGUUGCAAGCCCGAAGCGGACGAGGUGCUGGAUCAGAAGGCGCCCCGAUCGAGCGUCCGAGGUGCGGAUCCUGGGACAAUGCGGCCUGUCCAGGAUAGUCUGAGGGUGAGGCCGGAGAAGUACAAAGUGGAGAACGGCAUGCACCAAGGGGAGGGACGUUAUGUGAAGAAGGUGAAGCGUUUGAGAAAGGUGCGAGGUGAGGUAGCAACCUUUGUCGAACCAGAUGCCUGUGCUGCAUCUGCCUGCUGCAGCUCCUUCGUGCAAAAGGCUGAGGCUGAGGAACACAAGACGCUUUCAACAAGCGGGACCUGGUACUUCUCCCACAGUGGCACCGAAGAGUCAGUGACAGCAAUCGUGCCAGCAGAAACGGUGCUGGCCUCCACACCAGCUGUUGUGCACGGGUGGUGCAUGAAAUGGAAGGAAACAGCAAGUGGCACCAAGCCAUAUUUGGACCAGGCGAGCUCGGAAAGGACUUGCGCCCGCGGAACAGCAUACAUGCUGAGCGAACCAGGCAUGACGUCAAAAGAGCCUCGCGGAAGGAAGGUUUUAAAGAAAAGCCUACUGAAGUUGAAGCAGACCGCACGAGUCGUGUGCCCGGGAAGCUUGACCGAGCGGUUCAUCGCUUGUGGCCGGGCUUCAGCGUACAGUGCGCUGACCGCGUUUGAGCGGCGUUUGCUUUCAACUGGACAGCUCAGCCGGAGCCUAAGCACCAAGAGCAAGUCACCAGAGGAUGCAGACGUGCUGCCACUCAGCGCUCGGCGAUUGGAGGCGGAUCCAAAAGCCUACCAUCAAGCCGCCAUAAGCGCAGAAGGAUCGUUGCCUGCGCGGGCGGUCUCCAGGCUUUGGUCGGUCGACGCGGCAUUGGAGACGGAUGCGCUCUGGCCUCUCUGCCCAGAGCGUCUCCAGCUUGCCCAGCGGCUGCAGUGCCAGAAAGGCUUGCGCCGACGGAGCGAUCGCUAUAUGCGUGAGGUUUUAACACCACUCAUCGACCAAUCGGUUCUCUCGGCCGCGUGGACAAUGGCCGAACCUUUGCCGCAGCUGCAGCACGAGAAGAUCACAUGCUCUGGCUCGCAAGCACUCUGCGCCUUGAGCAACUAUGUCAUAAGCUUGUCCCUCGGAGGCCUCACAGGCGUCAAGGCAGCUAUUCCGAUGCUGCUGGUGGCCAUCGGCUCAAAGCUGAGCGACCGAUUUCCACUGCACUUGGAAGAUACCUGGCUGGACAGCUGGAUUUGUAUCGUGGUGCUUGGCCUUCUGCUGAUUCUGGAGCUGGUGUCUGACUGCAUUCCAGCAUUGGCUUCCUGCCAAGACUGCGCCAUGCUGGUAGCAAAACCGGUGCUUAGCUUCACUAUGGCUUUGGCACCCAGUUAUGGGAGCCAGUAUGGCAUCAGCUCCGCCACAGGCUGGUUGGCUGCCUUUUCUGCUGGUGGUCUGGCAUUGGUGGUGGCUGUCAUCAAGGCUGCGUGGACAUUGGCCUGUGACAGCUGCUCGGGUGGUUGUUGCAGUCAAGUCCGUAGUGCUGUCGAGCAUGCACUGACCAGCAUUCUCACCUUGUUCGUGUUCUUCGUGGGGGUCAUAGCGGCCGGCGUGGUGGUUGCAGGCUUUGCUGCUCUCAUUGGCUACUAUGUCACUGCAAGGCGGCGCGAAGGAAAGCCAAUGUUGCCGCAUGAAGUCGCGACAAAGUCUCCAGACUGCUGUGGUGACAAUGCAGACUCUGGCACUGAUUCGGAGUCAGCCGAAGAUGACGAUGAGCUGAACGCAGGAUGGCUCGAGUCGGGCAGCCUUGGAUCAGGCAAAGCGGUUGGUGACCGCUUGCUCCGGGGCAUGGAUGGCAGCUACGAAGCAGGGCGCGGAUUCGGUCCUUUGGAAGCCAGCUUGGCUGCAGCCUCGGUAUUGACGGUGGGAUGGAGAAGCCGGAUCAGGAAACUUCCUCUGUCUAUCCUUCGGAGGAGAAACAGUGGCGCCUGCUCCUGCGCAUGCGCGCGUGCGAGUGCAUUAGUGUGGGUGCGCACGUAG
This is a messenger RNA of Symbiodinium sp. CCMP2456, 3414 nucleotides long. The record is from the annotation of a GenBank genome assembly. NCBI's taxonomy places the organism in Eukaryota, Dinophyceae, Suessiales, Symbiodiniaceae.